AUGAUGUCGAAAAAAUUCCGAUUCGCCAUCGAUCGAGGCGGCACAUUCACCGACAUUUUCGCCAAAUGCCCCGACGGGAGGAUCAGAGUACUCAAAUUGCUCUCCGAGGACCCUCAACAUUACAAAGACGCCCCGACGGAAGGCAUCAGACGGAUCCUGCAAGAGGAAACCGGCGAGGCCUCAGACGAAGACAACAACGUCGAUAGCUCUUUAAUAGAAUGGAUUAGAAUGGGCACAACGGUAGCUACCAAUGCUCUUCUGGAGAGGAAAGGAGAGAAUAUCGCGUUUGUUACCAAUAGUGGUUAUAAAGAUAUACUGCUUAUUGGUAACCAAGCCAGACCAAACAUCUUCGACUUGAAUAUCAGACGACCGGAAAUCCUCUACAAGGAAGUCGUCGAAAUAGACUGUCGAGUAAUACCCGUUCUAGAAGGAAAAUGCCAAUUGGGUCACCAAACAAACAACUGGCGAGUCGUAGAAGGAAAAACCGGCGAAAAAUUCUACAUCGUAAACGACCCAAACGAAGCCGAAAUCAGGCGAAAAUUAUCCCAAAUCAAAGACAAAGGCAUCCGCAGCAUAUCAGUCGCCUUGAUCCACAGCUACACAUUCUACGACCACGAAUUGCAAAUAGGAAAAAUCGCCAACGAACUGGGCUUCUCGCACGUCUCGCUCUCCCACCAAGUCAUCCCCAUGGCGAGAAUCGUCCCCAGAGGCUUCACCUGUUGCGCCGACGGCUACCUCACGCCCCGCGUCAAAACCUACGUGGAGGGAUUCUCCAACGGAUUCAAAAACCGUCUGCAAGGCACCAGGGUGUUGUUCAUGCAGAGCGACGGCGGCCUCACGCCCAUGGAGGACUUCAACGGAGCCCGGGCGGUCUUAUCAGGACCCGCUGGUGGUGUGGUGGGCUACGCGGUGACCACUUGGCAGAAGGAGACCCAUCUACCUGUCAUCGGUUUCGAUAUGGGUGGAACAUCUACGGAUGUCUCGCGCUACGCGGGGGCUUACGAACAUGUUUACGAGAGCACUACAGCUGGGGUUACCAUACAAGCGCCCCAGCUCGAUGUGAAUACUGUCGCUGCUGGUGGAGGAUCGAUGCUCUUCUUCAGGUCUGGUUUGUUCGUGGUGGGUCCGGAAUCGGCUGGAGCCCAUCCUGGACCGGUUUGUUACCAAAAAGGCGGCCCUCUGACCGUCACCGACGCGAAUCUCGCCUUGGGGCGGCUCCUGCCCCAGCAUUUCCCCAACAUCUUCGGCCCCAACGAAGAUUCGCCUUUGGAUAAACGACGAACUUUAGAAGAAUUCGCUAAACUCACCGAGGAUAUCAACGAGUUUUUGCUACAAUCAGCCAACAACAAACCUCCGAUGUCGAUCGAGGAAGUCGCCAUGGGGUUCGUAGAGGUGGCGAACGAGGCCAUGUGUCGCCCCAUCAGAGCCCUGACGCAGGCCAAGGGCUACGACACGGCCCGCCACGUUUUGGCCUGCUUCGGCGGGGCGGGGGCCCAACACGCCUGCGCCAUAGCCAGAUCGUUGGGCAUGUCGAUGGUGUUCGUGCACAAGUACGCCGGUAUUCUGUCCGCCUACGGCAUGGCCUUGGCCGAUGUGGUGCACGAGGCGCAGGAGGCGAGCGCCAAGGUUUUUGCGCCGGAGAAUUUCGGGUAUUUCGAGGCGAGGUUGGAGGCUUUGGGGAGGCGGUGUAAGCGGGAAUUGCUGGAUCAAGGUUUCGACGAGGAGCAUAUCGAGUUGGAGCGGUAUCUGCACAUGAGGUACGAUGGAACCGAUUGCGCUCUGAUGUGUAGACCGGGAAAAAGAGGAAAUCGCUUGGAGGAUUUCUUGGAAAGCUUCACGGAACGAUACCAACACGAAUUCGGUUUCGUUAUAAAGGGAAGAUCCGUUAUCGUCGACGAUAUUAGAGUAAGAGGCGUCGGUAGAAGCGACUUGGAAGAAGAACCUCUUAUACAACAAUCCCAAUCACCACCCAUUCCUAACUCCACAGCUGAAGUAUACUUCACAAACGGUUACCAAACCACCAACAUCUUCCUACUCAGCGAUCUGAAAUCUCACCAAACCAUCGAAGGUCCCGCCAUCAUCAUGGACCAAUCUAGCACGAUCCUAAUCGAACCCGAUUGCUCGGCCACCAUCACGAACCACGGCGACAUCAAAAUCACCAUCGGCAGCGGCAGAAUCAAAACAAUCGGCCCCGAAUUGGACUCCAUCCAGCUGAGCAUCUUCAGCCACCGGUUCAUGAGCAUCGCCGAGCAAAUGGGCAGGAUACUCCAACGCACCGCCAUCUCGACCAACAUCAAAGAACGCUUGGAUUUCUCCUGCGCUCUGUUCGGAGCCGACGGGGGGCUGGUGUCCAACGCGCCCCACAUUCCGGUGCAUUUGGGGGCGAUGCAGGAGGCGGUGCAGUACCAAAUGGGCGCCCGAUCGGAGUUCAUCGAAGGCGAUGUGAUUUUGUCCAAUCACCCGUCGGCGGGCGGGUCGCAUUUGCCCGAUUUCACCGUCAUAACGCCGGUGUUUCACAGGACUAGCAACAAGCCGAUAUUCUUCGUAGCAAGUCGAGGCCACCACGCCGAUAUUGGAGGUAUCACACCGGGUUCGAUGCCUCCACAUUCCACCAGAUUGGACCAAGAAGGAGCCGCUUUUAAAUCCUUUCUCUUGGUGAACAAAGGGGAAUUCCAAGAGGAGGACUUCAUCGAUGCCAUAAAGAAAGCCGGAGGGAGGAAUUUGUCCGAUAACAUAUCGGAUGUAAGAGCUCAAGUAGCUGCAAAUAAAAAGGGUAUAGCGUUGGUGGGGGAGCUGAUCGAUCAGUACGGAUUGGAGGUGGUGCAGGCGUAUAUGGGGCACAUCCAGAGCAAUGCAGAAGUGGCUGUUAGAGAUAUGCUGAAGGCCGUCGCUGGGGAGGCCAGGCGAAGGAUCGGGGAGUCGGUGUUGAUGGCGGAGGAUUUCAUGGAUGAUGGGUCGAGGAUUCGAUUGGCUGUGACGUUGGAUGAGGAGAAUGGGUCCGCUUAUUGCGAUUUUACAGGCUCGGGCCCCGAGGUGUGGGGCAACUGCAACGCCCCCAAAGCCAUAACUCUAUCGGCCUUAAUUUACUGCCUGCGAUGCAUGGUCGGCCAUGACGUGCCCCUCAACCAGGGGUGCCUGGCUCCGGUGAAGAUAAACAUACCGAAGGGCUCCAUUCUGGAUCCGAGCGAUGGAGCCGCUGUCGUUGGAGGCAACGUUCUCACCUCCCAGAGGGUGGUAGAUGUGGUUCUGAAGGCGUUCCGAGUGUGCGCCGCCUCCCAGGGAUGCAUGAACAACAUCACCUUCGGCGAUGACCAUUGGGGUUGCUACGAAACGGUAGCUGGAGGCAGCGGAGCGGGGCCGAGUUGGAACGGUUGUUCGGGGGUUCACACGCACAUGACGAACACGAGAAUAACGGACAUGGAGAUUUUAGAGCGAAGGUAUCCGGUGGUGGUGAGAAAAUUCACUUUGAGGCCGGGCACCGGCGGAAGGGGGAGGUUUAGAGGCGGCGAUGGGGUUGUUAGAGAGCUCCUGUUCCGAUCGGCUCUAACUUUAUCGGUUCUCACCGAACGGAGGGUUUUGGAGCCCUACGGGAUGGAUGGGGGGCAACCUGGCAGUAGGGGGUUGAAUCUGUUGCUGAGAUCCGAUGGUAGGCUGAUUAAUUUAGGUCCCAAAACUGCUGUGCCCGUUUUACCGGGGGACAUUUUCCAGCUGCACACACCUGGAGGAGGCGGUUACGGCAGGGAAGAUGAGAUGUCAGAGAUCCAGGACAGGAUUCGAUCCCAAGGGGUUUCCAGUUUCCAGGAUAAGACAAUGUUCCUGGAACGUGGCAGUGUUUUUGAGUACAAACAGGCCCAACAAAGCGCCUAA
This is a messenger RNA of Phyllotreta striolata, 3867 nucleotides long. Lineage: Eukaryota; Metazoa; Arthropoda; Insecta; Coleoptera; Chrysomelidae. The record is from the annotation of a GenBank genome assembly.